This is a messenger RNA of Hypomesus transpacificus, 1921 nucleotides long. RefSeq names its product interleukin-2 receptor subunit beta. Bases 159 to 1454 code for a protein of 431 amino acids. The record is from RefSeq and is a predicted model, not a curated record. Gene Ontology annotation, cellular component: external side of plasma membrane. Gene Ontology annotation, biological process: cytokine-mediated signaling pathway. The transcript is spliced from 4 exons. Gene Ontology annotation, molecular function: cytokine receptor activity. NCBI's taxonomy places the organism in Eukaryota, Metazoa, Chordata, Actinopteri, Osmeriformes, Osmeridae.
GGGGGGCCGGGGGGCAGGGUGGUGGUGACAGUUGGUCUACCUUCCCUCCAUUUGUGCUCCAUCACUCAAACCUGAUCUGUGUCAUUCUUUAGUCUGCUAUCGAAGUGCCUGACAAGCAUUGUACCCUAACCCUAACCCUAACCCUGGAGAGGCUAGUGAUGGGGCAGAGGUACCAGGCUCGGGCCCGGGUCCGGGCCACUGACUCUUGUCACGGAACCUGGAGCGACUGGAGCCACACUCCAUCCUGGGAGUCUAAGGUUGGCGAGACGCCAACGCCAUCCCCCCCACCUUCAGGGUUCCAGCUGAUUUGGUUCUCCGAAGUUUCUGGGGUUCUAGUGGGAGUAGUUGUCAUGAUCAUUCUGGCCCUCACUUGGCUCUGCAGCACACACAGAACUACCCGGCUUUACAUAGUAAAGAAACUGAUGGGUCCUCCUCUCCCCAACCCCUCCAAGUUCUUCCCUGACUUAAAUUCCGCCCAAGGAGAAGACUUCAAGACAUGGCUGAGCCCCAAGUUUGCCCGCGAAUCCUACCUGGAUGCCUUCCUGCUUCCGGUCCACAUCUCUCCGCUUGAGGUCACCCACACCGUGGACACCGUCUCCCCCCGCAGGCCCCAACCCGAUACUGCAUCACCGGAGGACAAGAAGAAGAAGAAGAAGACAAUGGCCUGUGACCUCAGGUCCUGCUCCAGCUUCUCCAACCAGAGCUACUCCCUCAACCUGCACCUCGCCCUCCCGACCAGCGGGGGCACGCUGGAGCCCUGUGCCGCCGACUCCCCUUACGGACCGUUGGUGGGAAACAGAGAGGAGGAGAGACAGGGGGAUGCUGUGGAGGAGAGCGACGAGGAGGAGGAGGACAGGGGGGAGGAGAGGAAACCAAGCAGGGGUUUAGGUAACGUGGAGGAUACAGAGAGCUCAGGCGAGGGAGGGGAGGGGGAGACAGAGGGGGAGACAGAGGAAGGGGGUGUAGAGGAAGAGAGGGAUGGAGAGAUACGGAGGGAUAGGGAGGAAGAGAGGCUGAUGGGGCUGCUAUUUGGGGGCACCAGUGUCAUCACCGGGGGUAACUCCCUCCAGAUGUCUCCGUCCUACGAGUGCGUGGAGAGGCUCCAGGACCAGCGCUGGCACCUCAAGAGCCCAGAUUCAGGCGUCGGCAGCUGGGGAGAGGAUCAGGAAAGUAGGGAGAGCACGGGGGAUCCAGACGGGCCUGCGUUCGCCGACGCAGGCCGCGGCAGCCAUUUUGGAUCCAACGUUUUCCAGUUUCCAUCGUGCUCCAGCCCUCUACCCACGCCCCUGCCCUGUUUCACCCAGAUUCCCCUCACCCUGCCUGGGCUUGAGAUGGAGCCUGGUCCCUUCACUCUGUGUCCUAUGGACUUGCCAGGCAAGAUACUGGAGGACUUAGCUCUCAUGCCUUCAUCUGGGACCAUAGCGCCCUCUAGUGGUGGCUAUAUGGCAGUGUAAGAGUCAACAAGAUGAGUCAGGUGGCUGAGCGGUUAGGGAAUCGGGCUUGUAAUCAGAAGGUUGCCGGUUCGAUUCUUGCCAUGCAAAUGACGUUGUGUCCUUGAUCAAGGCACUUCACCCAACUUGCUUCGCGGGAAAGUCCCUGUACUUAAUGUAAGUCACUCUGGAUAAGACUGUCUGCUAAAUGUAAAACGUAAAUGUAAACAAGACAUUGUCCACAUUAGCAUACGUAUUUAUUUGAAUAUUGGUACUUGAAUUUAUUACAUGUGUUCAAAUAAACUUAGCAAUAUUAAACGUUGUGUCUCGAGAGACAUACGAAAGCGGAGGAGGGAACGCUGUCCCUCACACAUUUCAAAUAAACCUGAGCUGCUGACCGCUAUUUUUCACUGCUUUUUCUCACUGACAACCUGAAUGUAAUGUCUUUGUUGCACCGUCACUGGAAUAAAAUAAAAAUGUUUAUUUAUCGA